Cavia porcellus (domestic guinea pig) is the source of this 4820-nucleotide messenger RNA. RefSeq names its product acyl-CoA dehydrogenase family member 11 (gene Acad11). Gene Ontology annotation, biological process: fatty acid beta-oxidation using acyl-CoA dehydrogenase. Lineage: Eukaryota; Metazoa; Chordata; Mammalia; Rodentia; Caviidae. The transcript is spliced from 21 exons. Gene Ontology annotation, cellular component: mitochondrion; cytoplasm. The coding region runs from base 728 to 3805 and encodes 1025 amino acids. The record is from RefSeq and is a predicted model, not a curated record. Gene Ontology annotation, molecular function: acyl-CoA dehydrogenase activity; flavin adenine dinucleotide binding.
UUUUUUUUUUUUUUUUGGCAAGGGCUUGUGAAGUUGUCAAGGGUGGGCUCAUAUCUACAAUCCUCCUGCCUCAAUUCUUCAGUUACACGCAUACACCACCAGGUUUAUUUACUUUUACUGAGGAGAUAAUUCCAUAUGAAUUUUGGAUAAAACAAAUGUAGUAUCAGUUAGGCCUUUAUUACUUACUGCAGCAUAUAUAAUCUAAAUAUAUACCUCAAUAUUCUGACCUAUAAAUAAAGUAAAAUAAUACCAAUGACAUAGGGCUGUGGUGAGAGAAGACUGAAUGCUGAAGUACUCAGCAUAUAGUGAAAGCUCAAUAAUUUACUUUCUACUAAAUGCAAUGAGCAAAAGUCUUGUACAAGGCUUAACCAUGUAUAAUCAUUACUGUAAGAACAUUACAUACAAUGGCGUUUUCAAUUCUCAUAACCAUGACAGAGGUAGAUAAUACAAUGCCCUCCUUAUAUUACAAACUUUCUGAAGAAAAGAGGCCAGGCACGUUAAGGAGUAUCUUAAAAUCUCAGGUUAGGGUUAACCCUGCUCCCUGCCGCCCUGCUCCCAUGUGAGAUACUGGGAAGAUUGCCUGAAACUCGAAAUCUAUGCUCAGCGGGCUUUAUAUCUGAGUUAAUGUCACCAUCACUGUUGUGCAGAACGAGGUGGACUAGGAGAUGCUAGGGCGACAAGAAGCUGAACACAAACCAACAGCAGGCACAGGAACUGCACCAUAUGGAUGACUCACUUGGUGUUGGUUUGUUUUUUGAGAACGAACAUUUUAGGACUAGCACUAAAGCGGGGUCUUGCCCGUUGUGGAACGGGAUCCCCAGCCCAAGGAAACGAUGGUGAGGGUCUGAGUGGGCGGGACGGGGGAGCCUCACUCGGGACCCCUCUUUGGAGUGUCGCCUCCCUGCCACUCGCGACGCCGCUCACCUGUAGGGAUUGGAAUCCACCACCUCGGCGCUCAUCUUCUCGAUGCGGACCCGGCCGCCCCCUCCGUCGCCGUCGCCCAGGACCCGCCGACUCCGUUCCUGGGCGAGUUCCCGCUCCAGCUCCCGCACCCGCUGCUGCAGCCGCUCCACAGACUCGGCCAUGGCUGGGACCCCGCCGGCCGCCGCCCCCAGCCCAGCCCGCCGCCGCCGCCGCCCCACGCUGCUCGGCUGAGCCCGCGAGGAGACACAGAAGUCUCAGCCUUGGCCUUCCAAGCCUCGGGGCCUCCCAGUUGGACACGUCUCCGUCACGCCCGCCGGCCUCCCAAGGCCCCGCUUCCGGUGCGUCGCCGUCUUCGUUCCCCCGGCGCACACUCGCUGCUCUCGGCUUCCUUCCUUACUUAGAUCCGCUAGCGCAGGCACUAGGAGACCAGGGCCCUAAGCAUCUAGCGAAGGCGGACGGCAACACUGCCUUUAUAGGGACUUUGGCAGUCUCCAACUGUGGAUUCCGAGGCUUACUGCGUGCAACAGCAAUGGUGCAGGGACAUGCCAGAUGGAGAGAGCCUGACAUCGCCGAAGUGCUUCCACAGCACAAGUUCGACCACAAAGCCCUGGAGGCCUACCUAAACCAGCGCUUGCCUGGCUUUGGUGCUCAGCCGGAGACUACGCUGACCGUUUCACAGUACAGAUCAGGACAGUCCAACCCAACCUUUUAUCUCCAGAAGGGCUCUCAAACAUUUGUACUCAGGAAAAAACCACCAGGUUCACUUCUUCCUAAAGCACAUAAGAUUGACAGAGAAUUUAAAGUCCAGAAAGCCUUGUUUGCCGUUGGAUUCCCUGUUCCCAAGCCCUUAUUGUACUGCAGUGAUGCGUCUGUCAUUGGAACAGAAUUUUAUGUGAUGGAACAUGUGCAGGGUCGAAUCUUUCGUGAUUUCUCACUUCCUGAAGUUAGCCCAGCAGAGCGCUCAGCCAUCUAUGUGGCCAUGAUAGAAAUACUGGCUCGGUUACAUUCCCUGAACCCACAGUCACUGCAGCUGGAAGGCUAUGGAACAGGCAUGGGGUACUGCAAAAGACAGGUGUCUACCUGGACAAAGCAAUACCAAGCAGCAGCUCAACAGGACAUCCCUGCCAUGAAAGAGCUCUCCGAGUGGCUCAUGAAAAACUUGCCAGAUAAUGACAAUGAGAAUACCUUGAUUCAUGGAGAUUUCAAACUAGAUAACAUAGUUUUCCACCCUACAGAGGCACGAGUCAUAGCAGUGCUGGAUUGGGAGCUGUCAACCAUUGGUCAUCCUUUGUCAGACUUAGCUUAUCUUUCUGUGAUCUACUUUUGGCCAAGGACACUUCCAGUGUUCAAUCGAGGUUCUCAUAUCCAGGGAAUAAUAGGGAUACCAUCAAUGGCAGAACUGAUUUCUAUCUAUGGCCGCUGCAGGGGAAUUAAUCCUAUUCUUCCUAACUGGAAUUUCUUUCUUGCUUUGUCAUGUUUUAAAUUGGCUGGAAUAGCACAGGGAAUAUAUUAUAGAUGUCUCUUGGGAAAUAAUUCAUCUAGAGAUAUCUUUCUGUCUGCCAAUUCUGUACAACCUCUGGCAGAAACCGGAUUACAGCUCUCAAAAAGAACGUUCACUACUGCACUGCCACCAGUUGAUAGCACCAGACACUUAUUUGUACAGACUAGAAAAGGCCAAGAAGUUCUCGCUAAGGUGAAGCAGUUCAUGAAACAACACAUCCUUCCAGCAGAGAAGGAAGUUUUUGAGUACUAUAUUCAAAAUGAAAACUCAGUGGACAGGUGGAAGCAACCUUCAGUGAUAGAGAAACUCAAGGAAAUGGCCAAAGCAGAAGGCCUGUGGAACUUGUUUUUGCCAGCUGUGAGUGGUCUCAGCCAGGUGGACUACGCCUUGAUUGCUGAAGAAACUGGGAAAUGCUCUUUUGCUCCAAAUAUCUUUAACUGCCAAGCACCAGACACAGGGAAUAUGGAAGUGUUGCACUUGUAUGGAAGCAAGGAACAGAAAGAGAAGUGGCUGGAGCCUCUUCUCCGAGGGGACAUCACCUCUGCUUUCUGUAUGACAGAGCCUGAUGUAGCUUCAAGCGACGCCACAAAUAUUCAAUGCAGCAUUGCACGUGAUGGAGAGAGCUAUUUAAUCAAUGGCAAGAAAUGGUGGAGCAGUGGAGCUGGGCAUCCCAAAUGCAAAAUUGCAGUUGUUUUGGGAAAAACUGAAAUUCCUUCUAUGUCCAGACACAAACAACACAGCAUGAUUCUGGUUCCAAUGGACACACCUGGAGUAAAAUUAAUAAGGCCUUUGUCCGUUUUUGGGUACAUGGAUUGUUUACAUGGAGGACAUUUCGAGGUCCAUUUUAAUCAAGUGCGAGUUCCCGCUUCAAAUUUAAUACUAGGUGAGGGUAGGGGAUUUGAAAUUGCCCAAGGCCGUCUUGGCCCUGGCAGAAUCCACCACUGCAUGAGGACCGUCGGCCUGGCUGAACGCGCUCUGCAGAUCAUGUGUGAGCGGGCGGCCCAGAGAGAAGCCUUUCGGAAGAAACUGUAUGAACACGAGGUCGUGGCCCACUGGAUUGCCGAGAGUCGCAUUGCCAUUGAGGAGAUCCGCUUGUUAACCUUGAAAGCUGCCCACAGCAUAGACACUCUGGGCAGUGCGGCUGCUAGGAAAGAGAUUGCAAUGACCAAAGUGGCGGCUCCCCGGGCAGCCUGCACAAUCCUUGACCGGGCCAUCCAGGUGUGCGGUGGGGCGGGCGUCUCCCAGGACCACCCCCUGGCUAACAUGUAUGCCCUAACACGAACUCUGCGCUUAGCAGAUGGGCCUGAUGAAGUCCACCUCUCAGCAAUUGCAAAAAUGGAGCUGCAGAAACAAAGCAAAAAGCUGAAAGCCAAGAUGUAAGGGAGAAGCACGCCAUGUCCAGGGCUCCUUUGUUCCGCCUUACUCAGCUCCAACACUGGAGUAUUGCAGGAGUUUAUACAAAGGGUAAUUAACUACUCACCUGUGGUAAAGAUUUUGGCAUCUAUUUUGUUCAGUGGGUUUUGUAAUUUCGAGAGUCACACAGAUGUAUGUUAAAUAAGAAAGACCAUCACGAUUGUCCUAGGUCCAGUACUUCAGUGGGAUGGCAUCCAGUCUUUAAAUGCAAAUCACAAUCAGGAUCAGGUCAUGAGUAAAUUGAGAGCUAUUUCUAAUGCACAGGCAAAGAAGAUUUUCCAUUUUUUGAUUUUCAGGACUUAUUCAUGUUAGGAAAUAAUUUGAAAUAUUUCCCGUCGCCGGGCCCAUUGGGGAUUUAACGCUGUGUAGAAUCUGCACUAAAGAAAGAUAUGCAACUGACUAGAAAUUUUGGAAUUUACUUACAUACAAGCUGCUUCAUAAUCCAAUAGGGAACACUGAUGUAUUAAAUCUGAGUGACUUUAAAGUUUAUAAGAAAACAUCAUAAGAGAAAAUUUAAGAAGCAUACUAAUUAUUGUAAAAAUGUUGAGAAGCAUGAUGAAUUUGAGGUAAAAGGGGACAUCUUCUCUGGGAGAUGCCCCAGCAGCAGUGCCCUGUGCAGCUGCCCUCGUCGCUCUGGCCCCCACUGCAGAGCUGCCAGCUGCAGGUGACUGGAGCCUCUGACCUGUGGCUUAUAUCAUUGAGGAGGGCGAGUUUUAAUUUUACAAAACUGUGGCUUCAAUAAUCAUUCUCAGCUCAGUCACUGGGAAAACUUUAAAGGAUGCCUGGAAUGAGGUAGCGAUGGUGAUGGUGAUCUACUUUUUCACCUCUAAGCUUUAGGAAAUCUAAAUACAAGUAAAGUACUUUGGAUCAAAAUCUGGCAUCUCAAUAAACUGUAAAAUACAUACCCAAUUUUGCAAUUUUAGCAUGAAAAAUGUAAAAUGUCUUAUUAAUACCUGAAAUAUUAAUUAAAUUUUAAAAUUAA